This is a messenger RNA of Scaptodrosophila lebanonensis, 1638 nucleotides long. It is a transcript of the gene Cyp318a1, whose product is annotated as probable cytochrome P450 318a1. Bases 1 to 1638 code for a protein of 545 amino acids. Lineage: Eukaryota; Metazoa; Arthropoda; Insecta; Diptera; Drosophilidae. Gene Ontology annotation, molecular function: heme binding; oxidoreductase activity, acting on paired donors, with incorporation or reduction of molecular oxygen; iron ion binding. The transcript is spliced from 7 exons. The record is from RefSeq and is a predicted model, not a curated record.
AUGCAUUUGUAUGUGGCCAUGUGGGUUUGUGGCACGCUGCUGGCGUUGCUGCUCGGCUGGCAGCAGCGCAAGUGCUGGCGCCUCAUUUGGCAGCUGAACGGUUGGCGGGGUGUGGCAGAGCAGCCGUUGCUCUGGUUCCUAUUAAGCAUCAAUAUGCAUCCACACAGCAUAUUGGAGAAGGUGACUCGUUUGCGCACCUAUUUCCAGCGUCCGCUCGCCAUACUGAUCGGCACGCGUGCGCUCCUCUAUAUCGAUGAUCCGGCGGGCAUGGAGUGCAUAUUGAAUGCCCCCGAAUGCCUGGACAAGACCUUCAUGCAAGAGGGUUUCUUUGCGCGUCGCGGUCUAUUGCAUGCCCGAGGCCAGAAAUGGAAACAGCGUCGCAAGCAACUGAAUCCGGCCUUCAAUCACAACAUAGUCGUCAGCUUCUUCGAUGUCUUCAAUAGUGUCGGCAACCAGCUGAUCGAACAGUUUGCCACAAAGCCCCAUUUGCAUGGCACUGCGGUGAAGUUCAAGGAUGCCGAAGAUAUGCUCAGUCGAGCCGUCCUCGAGGUCUCUUGCCUCACCAUAAUGGGAACGCCAACAAAUUUUACGCAAGCGGAUGACGCGCACAUAGCCACAACCUACAAGCGUCUUCUGGAAAUCUCGGCCAUAAAAAUUGUCAAGCCCUGGCUGCAAAUCGAUUUUCUGCAUCGUCUCUUGGCCCCGAAGCUCUACGCUGAAUCGCAGGCCUGCAAUCAGUUGUUGGUCGAUUUUGUUUCCCAGAUUGUUCAGAGCAAGCACAAGAAGUGGCAACUACGAGCCGCUGGUCAUACACAACUGGACGGGGAGCAGGAGACAUCGUCGGAGCCCUGGCAACGUCGCAUCUUCAUUGAGCAGAUUUUCAAUUUGGCCGCCAGCGGGGAGCUGACAUUGCAGGAUAUUGAGGAUGAGGCGCAGUCGAUGGUGUUGGUGUCCUUCGAGACCGUGUCCAAUAGCAUUAUGAUUGCCCUUCUCUGCCUGGCGGCACAGCGCGACGAUUGCCAGAGUCGCCUGCGUGCCGAAAUUGCCAAUGUGCUGCCACAUGGCGGCGACAGCAGCUACAUUGGUACCGAGCUACUGCAGCGUCUGCCGUAUCUGGACGCCUUUGUGAAUGAGGCGCUGCGCCUGCUGGCCACAGUGCCGAUGAAUCUGCGCCAUGUGAGUCGCGACUUUCAGUUGGCCGGACGUGAGGCGAUUGUGCCGGAGAACACGAUCAUUGUACUCGACACCUUCAGUAUGCAACGGGAUGAGGCCUGGUGGGGUGACACGGCCAAGCAGUUCAACCCGCAACGAUUUCAGCUGGGCGAGCACCUGGACGAGCGGCUGGGGCAGACAGCAUCGCCACAGAUGGACAACAAGUUGCAAACAAAAGAGCGUCGGCACUCCUACAGCUUCCUGCCCUUCUCCAAGGGACUACGCACAUGCAUUGGUCGCCACUAUAGCUUCUUCAUUAUGAAAGUGUUUCUGGUCAAGCUCAUUUCGAACUUUGAGUUCCGGACGGAUCAGCGGCUGGAGGAGCUGCAGUUUGUCGAGGGCAUCUCGCUUAAGUUUCGCAAUGCCGAUGACAUCACCUUCCAGAUCCGUCCACUGACCGGCUUGCCGAAUAAGAAGACCAAUUAG